Messenger RNA from Anthostomella pinea, 594 nucleotides. The record is from the annotation of a GenBank genome assembly. NCBI's taxonomy places the organism in Eukaryota, Fungi, Ascomycota, Sordariomycetes, Xylariales, Xylariaceae.
AUGUCCGGUCAGAUAGGCCUCCGUAACAAUCAUGCCCCCCUCAUCGACGCCAACAGUCUCCCAACGGUAGCGCAGCUCUCAGUAUACCUCCAAUCCCUAUUCCCCCAAAGAGAUGGAGACACGCGAUUUGAUUACCACGUUCCCCGGCCCAUCAGAUCCACCCCCCAUACCAGCCCGGCCUCCCACGCCGUGCUGAGCAUCACGCCGACGCCGGGCUUCUACGCUGCCCUUGCUGCGUCGCCUUCUCCGACACCACUGGGCUUCUUGCAGCGGCCGUGGCGGCUUGACGGGAGACGAGUCCCGCGUCUUGCCACGGUGCUGUCUUGUCACAAGGGGUUUGACGAGGUUCUUACCGUCGGGAACAAUGCUGCCCUUGCUUCUGUCCUGGGCAUGGACCUCGCGCGGAGUGCGGUCAUCCAGGGCUACAAGGGAGAUCCGGAUGGACGAUUCGCAUCUGAGCUCAUCCCGAACCUCUCCCUUCUCCACAUGCCUGUACCAAUCGAGGCAAUUGCUGCCGUCGAGGUACGGUAUGGAGGUGCUGAAAACGAGCCAGAAGAAGGCGAGGAGGCCCAGGAGGAUGAGGAGGAGGCCUGA